AUCAUGUUGCUGAUAUUUUUGCACCCCCCUCCCAAAGAUGUCAGCAUCCCACUGUCCUUACUCUGCCGGAGUUUGGAGCAGUGUGGAACACACCGUACGACCACCUCUGUGUCCAAAUGCCCCAAAAUGUCAUGUCCGAAUAACAUAGCGCCCGGUAGUUUCCUGAUGGAUUCCUUGAUGGGAGGAUCAUCUUCCUUCAGGGCCGAGGGCUACUCCAGAGACCCGGGGAUGUACCUCCACACAGCUGCAGAGUACGGAUACUCAGUGAUGACAAACAUGGGCAGGAUUGGACCACACUCACUUUCCAAAAGAGAGGAGGCACCCGCGGCCGCGGCCCCGGCCCCGGCCCCGGCCCCGCUCCCAGGAGGGAAGGAUGGGCCCUACCUGUCAGCCCAGCUGGCCACAUGGACCCCAGGCUCCAAAGGCAGCAGCAGCAGCAGCAGGAGGGACCAGCAACCUGUUGCCCAGUGUUUACAACCAGGCUCAUUUCCAGCGGGUAACGUCAAAGAGGAGGCGUUUUGUUGCCUCUAUCAGGAUGACAGCAAUAAGGGGAAACAGACAACAGAGUCCAGCUCCUACAUCCGGCUGGGGGACAAUAGCUGCCGGCCUCAGCAAACGGCCGCCCCGGCCGGCGGCUGUUUCCAGGUGUACAGCGAAGGGAGGCCGCAGCAGGAUGACCAGCAGUUCCCCUCCGGCUUCUCCCUGACCCACUUGGCCACAUCUGUUGAAUCUGUUGCAGCAGAGGCAUCGACAGUGGGCUGCAGCGACACGCCGAGGGAGCGUCCACGGACACACGAGUGUCUCCGGGACCGGAAGGAGGAGAAGGCCAAGAGUGACAGCUGUUCAGAAAACUCGGACGGGGAAUUGAAAGAUGAUUUACCCGCCGACAAGACAACGGGAAGCUGGUUAAAAGCCAAGAGUGGCAGGAAGAAGCGGUGUCCCUACACAAAGCACCAGACACUGGAGCUGGAGAAGGAGUUUUUGUUCAACAUGUAUUUGUCUCGGGAGCGCCGCCUGGAGAUCAGCCGGAGCAUUAACCUGACCGACCGUCAGGUGAAGAUUUGGUUCCAAAACAGACGCAUGAAGCAGAAGAAGCUGCACAGAGAGAGUCGAGAGAAGGAGCUGUGUGCAAUUUACAGCUACUGCUGAGGACACUGGACACAC
Molecule: messenger RNA, 1164 nt
Organism: Cynoglossus semilaevis (tongue sole)
Lineage: Eukaryota; Metazoa; Chordata; Actinopteri; Pleuronectiformes; Cynoglossidae
Gene: hoxc10a
Product: homeobox C10a
Biological process (GO): regulation of transcription by RNA polymerase II
Cellular component (GO): nucleus
Molecular function (GO): RNA polymerase II cis-regulatory region sequence-specific DNA binding; DNA-binding transcription factor activity, RNA polymerase II-specific
Source: RefSeq, a predicted model, not a curated record